Molecule: messenger RNA, 1821 nt
Organism: Botrytis sinoallii
Lineage: Eukaryota; Fungi; Ascomycota; Leotiomycetes; Helotiales; Sclerotiniaceae
Exons: 5
Coding region: 1-1821 (606 amino acids)
Biological process (GO): transmembrane transport; nucleobase transport
Cellular component (GO): plasma membrane
Molecular function (GO): nucleobase transmembrane transporter activity
Source: RefSeq, a predicted model, not a curated record
AUGGUUUCGAACCUCUUCGGUGUUCUACGGCGAAAACUGCGAAAUCCACAUUUCGAAGCAAAGGGAACCGCGAAUGUUCAUGGGAAGGACAAUUGGUUAGAUAAUGAUGAUAUUCGACCUUUAAAAUUAGCCGAUCGUACUUGGAAUGUUUUGACUUAUCUUACCUUUUGGUUUUCUGCAAGUAAGUCCUUCGAUGCUAUCAUUGCGAUUGAUUACACGGGUUUGAAUUUGAUACUGACAUGUAUUGUGAUAGCUUCGACGGUUUCAACAUGGUAUGCGGCUUCGAGUGCCCAAGCUUUGGGAUUGAGUAUGUGGGAAUCGGUUCUGUGUGCUUUUGGUGGUCAAUGUUUGAUUGCUAUUGUCAUCGUAUUCAAUGGUAGAUCGGGAGCUGUGUAUCACAUAGCGGCAUUUGGUGUCUUCGGUGCAUGGUGGCCUACUUUCAACCGUGCUGUGAUGGCUAUUGUUUGGAAUGGUGUUAAUGCGGUCCAAGGAGGCGAAUGCAUUUAUGUUAUGCUUCAUACCCUCAGUCCACGUGUUGCCAACUUCAAGAAUGUCAUGGGAGAGGGAUCGGCUCUUGAUUCGGGCGGUAUGCUUGGACUUGGAAUCUUUUGGGUUCUCACUUGCUGCUUUCUUAUUAUUCCUGUCCCAAAGAUGACAGGUCUUGUAUACGCCAAACUUAUCGUCUUUAUCAUUUCUGCGAUUGCUAUGUGCGCAUGGACUUUGACCAUGGCAGGCGGUAUCGGACCUGUCGCUCGUCAACCAGGUACUGUCAAAGGUUCAGAACGAUCAUGGCUUCUCGUACGAUUCAUACUUCUUGGAGCUGCAAAUUGUGCCACAUUUGCUUCCAACGCGGCCGAUUUCCAACGUUAUGCACGUAAACCAAACGAUGUUAUCUGGGGAAACUUAGUCGGAUUUCCCAUCUCCAAUUUAAUCGUAUCUAUCAUCGGUAAUCUAUACUUUUCGGCGAAAUCAUCUGGUCUCCCCUUACAUACCUUGACCAAAUUCUUGAACGAACAUAUGAUGGUCCAACUCGAGCUGGGUGCUUCUUCAUCGCCGCUUGCUUCUCUUAUUCCGCAAUCUUCUCUUCGAUCUUUGAAAAUUCUAUUCCAGCUGGAAACGAUAUCGCUGCUCUUUGUAAGUCAACAACUUUCUCUUCACUUCAUCCUAAAAUCUCCCAUAUACGAUAUCCGGAUGGUUUCUGAUAAUCAUCUUCCUAGUCCCAAAAUACAUAUCCAUCCGCACCGGUUUUCUUCCAUCUGCGCCGUCAUCUCCAUAGUAAUUCAACCCUGGUACCUCCUCAAAUCGGCCGUAAUCUUCAUCUCCUUCCUUGCCUCCUACCAAAUUUUUCUCUCAGCCAUCACCGGCGUUCUUCUUUGCCACUACUUCGUCAUCGCCCGCGGUUUCCUAAAAAUCCCAGAUCUGUACACCUCGGAUAAAAAAGCCGCGUAUCAUUACAAAGGCGGCUGGAAUUGGCGCGCGUAUGCAGCAUAUGUCAUUGGUAUCAUACCUAACUUCUACGGCUUUUUGAAUAACAUGGGAGUUAAAGCUCCAAUGGGUGUCACACGAGCAUACUACUUUGCGUAUCCGAUUGGACUGUUUGUGAGUUUUCUGGUCUAUUGGGGGCUUUGCUGGUAUUGGCCGGUGGAAGUUCAAUAUGCGCUUUCGGAGUGGAGAGAGGUUAAGGAUUAUGUUAGAGAGGAAGAGAGAACAGAGGGGGUGGCGAGUGGAUGGGGAAGUGUGGCGAGUAGAGAGGAAGCGGGAGAGGGAGCUGUAGGGACGCCGGAAAAAGAUAACUCGAAUGUGAGAGAGGAGAAAAAUUGA